Symphalangus syndactylus (siamang) is the source of this 2113-nucleotide messenger RNA. It is a transcript of the gene TYMP, whose product is annotated as thymidine phosphorylase. The record is from RefSeq and is a predicted model, not a curated record. Gene Ontology annotation, molecular function: pyrimidine-nucleoside phosphorylase activity; 1,4-alpha-oligoglucan phosphorylase activity. Lineage: Eukaryota; Metazoa; Chordata; Mammalia; Primates; Hylobatidae. Gene Ontology annotation, cellular component: cytosol. Gene Ontology annotation, biological process: pyrimidine nucleobase metabolic process; pyrimidine nucleoside metabolic process.
AACCGGGGCCGUGUCCCAACUCCGAACCCAGCGGGGCGGGGCCCGAGCGUCGGGCGAGGCCGGGACCCCAGCGCUGCGCCGCGUCCGAACAUCGAGACCCCACCGAGGGCGGGAGGGGGACUCUGGGGAGCCACAGACGCCCGAGACUCACGCCAGGCGGGAUCGGCCAGUGAUCACCCCCGCCGACAGCCCCGGGCCCCGACGGCCCGGAAGUCCCGCGUGUCCGGGGGCACCGGGGGAUCGGCCGGGGCGCGGCGUGCAAGGCUUCCCGGGGGCGGCGACUGCCGAGCCCCGCCCUCCAGGCGGCCCCACCCGCCUGCUGUCCUGGGGUGCCGCCGCCCCGCCGCCCGCAGUGGACCGCUGUGUGCGAACCCUACGGUCCCGACCCGCGGGCGAGGCCGGGUACCUGGGCUGGGAUUCGGAGCAGGCGGGCGAGGGCAGCCGCCCUGAGCAGGUACGGGCGGGGCUCAAGUCGCGAGGCGGGGAAGCGGGAGCCAGACACGGACAAGGGCGACACAGACACGGGACCGAGGGGCGGACACUGGAGACACGGGAAACGGGUCGGGACAGGAGCACGUGGCUCAGACACCGACGCCGGGAGGCCGCAGACCCCGGACGUGUCAGGCAUCCCCGCAGGCCCGGAGCGAUGGCGGCCUCGAUGACCCCGGGAACCGGGGCCCCACCCGCGCCUGGUGACUUCUCCGGGGAAGGGAGCCAGGGACUUCCCGACCCUUCGCCAGAGCCCAAGCAGCUCCCGGAGCUGAUCCGCAUGAAGCGAGACGGAGGCCGCCUGAGCGAAGCGGACAUCAGGGGCUUCGUGGCCGCUGUGGUGAACGGGAGCGCGCAGGGCGCACAGAUCGGGGCCAUGCUGAUGGCCAUCCGACUUCGGGGCAUGGAUCUGCAGGAGACCUCGGUGCUGACCCAGGCCCUGGCCCAGUCGGGGCAGCAGCUGGAGUGGCCAGAGGCCUGGCGCCAGCAGCUUGUGGACAAGCAUUCCACAGGGGGUGUGGGUGACAAGGUCAGCCUGGUCCUCGCACCUGCCCUGGCGGCGUGUGGCUGCAAGGUGCCAAUGAUCAGCGGACGUGGUCUGGGGCACACAGGAGGCACCUUGGAUAAGCUGGAGUCUAUUAAUGGAUUCAAUGUCAUCCAGAGCCCAGAGCAGAUGCAAGUGCUGCUGGAGCAGGCGGGCUGCUGUAUCGUGGGUCAGAGUGAGCAGCUGGUCCCUGCAGACGGAAUCCUAUAUGCAGCCAGAGACGUGACAGCCACCGUGGACAGCCUGCCACUCAUCACAGCCUCCAUCCUCAGUAAGAAGCUCGUGGAGGGGCUGUCCGCUCUGGUGGUGGACGUUAAGUUCGGAGGGGCCGCCGUCUUCCCCAACCAGGAGCAGGCCCGGGAGCUGGCAAAGACGCUGGUUGGUGUGGGAGCCAGCCUAGGACUUCGGGUCGCGGCAGCGCUGACCGCCAUGGACAAGCCCCUGGGCCGCUGCGUGGGCCACUCCCUGGAGGUGGAGGAGGCGCUGCUCUGCAUGGACGGCGCAGGCCCGCCAGACUUAAGGGACCUGGUCACCACGCUCGGGGGCGCCCUGCUCUGGCUCAGCGGACACGCGGGGACUCAGGCCCAGGGCGCUGCCCGGGUGGCGGCGGCGCUGGACGACGGCUCGGCCCUUGGCCGCUUCGAGCGGAUGCUGGCGGCGCAGGGCGUGGAUCCCGGUCUGGCCCGAGCCCUGUGCUCCGGAAGCCCAGCAGAGCGCCGGCAGCUGCUGCCUCGCGCCCGGGAGCAGGAGGAGCUGCUGGCGCCCGCGGAUGGCACCGUGGAGCUGGUCCGGGCGCUGCCGCUGGCGCUGGUGCUGCACGAGCUCGGGGCCGGGCGCAGCCGCGCUGGGGAGCCGCUCCGCCUGGGGGUGGGCGCCGAGCUGCUGGUCGACGUGGGUCAGAGGCUGCGCAGUGGGACGCCCUGGCUCCGCGUGCACCGGGACGGCCCCGCACUCAGCGGCCCGCAGCGUCGCGCCCUGCAGGAGGCGCUCGUACUCUCCGACCGCGCGCCAUUCGCCGCCCCCUCGCCCUUCGCAGAGCUUGUUCUGCCGCCGCAGCAAUAAAGCUCCUUUGCCGCGAAA